This is a messenger RNA of Trichoplusia ni (cabbage looper), 2905 nucleotides long. Its product is annotated as transducin beta-like protein 2. NCBI's taxonomy places the organism in Eukaryota, Metazoa, Arthropoda, Insecta, Lepidoptera, Noctuidae. Gene Ontology annotation, cellular component: endoplasmic reticulum; nucleus. The record is from RefSeq and is a predicted model, not a curated record. The transcript has 6 exons. Bases 145 to 1494 code for a protein of 449 amino acids. Gene Ontology annotation, molecular function: protein binding; nucleic acid binding; exonuclease activity. Gene Ontology annotation, biological process: endoplasmic reticulum unfolded protein response.
UCACUUCACUCAAUCGGUUCAGACGUUCAGUCAAGCUUAAAUAUCUGUGGUUAGUUAUUGUGACUUAGUGACCGCGUGAUCGUAGCUGUCGUGAUUUUUAGUUCUGUGUCCCUAAAACGUUUUCGUAAAGAAUUUUGAGUGAAAAUGGGCGAUAUUCAAGCCGGUCAGAACUUUAACGUGUUCCUCUUGGCGGGAACAACAAUUUUUAUUUGUGUAAUAUUACAUUUUGUAUAUAAGACCGUUUUUAAAAGUAAGAAAAAGGAAGCAUUAAAACAUGAGAUUGAGAGCGAUACAGGUGCUCCAGUAGAAGAAGUAAAUUCUGAGACGACCGCAACCGAAACGAGAGUUAGUGGGAAAACAAAGAAACGCACGACAUGGAAAGGGAAAUCGGAAUUCAGCCACCCUUGGCUGCUCAAGAAUCUCAAAGGACACCCGGGCACUGUCCUUCUGGUGGACUUCUCUGCUAACGGCAAGUUCAUGGCCGCUACCUGUGAUGAUGGCUCCGUGAUCCUCUGGGACGUUCGGGAUCUAAAUCAAAAGGAGCACAAAACGUUGCGUGUGAACAUCGAAUUCGACCACGCAUCGCACGUCGCCUGGAGUCCAGACUCAAAGGCAUUUAUCGUUCACACCGUGCGCGAGAAUAACAUCGUAGUCUACAAGAUAGAGAAGAAAAAGGACGGCACCAUAGGGUCGGCUGCACCUGUCAUCACUUUCGAUAAGGUCCACGAUGAUGAUGUGGUCGGCUUCGACAUAUCCAGCAACGGCAAGUUCAUAAUGUCAUGUUCAUCUAAGAACGACAUGGUGAUAUGGGACCUGAAGGGGCAACAACUGAGCAGGCUCGACACAUACCUGAUGACGACACACACGGCCAAAGUGUCACCGUGCGGCCGCUUUGUAGUGGCGACAGGCUUCGCGCCCGACGUCAAAGUGAUGGAGGUGGGCUUCACAAAGAACGGCGAGUUUAAACAAGUGACAAAAGCAUACGAGCUAACGGGACACUCUUCAGGCGUGUACGACGUAGCCUUCGACGUGGACACGUCACACGUCGCCACCAUAUCGAAGGACGGCACGUGGAAGCUAUAUCAUACAAAGAUUGAUUACACCCGCGGCGAGUCCCCUCAUGUCCUGGAGACCGGUACCUACGGGCAGACGGCUCACGCUCCACGCAUCGCGUUGUCGCCAAAUGCUGAAGUGCUGGCCGUGUCUGUGGGACCCUCUGUCGAAUUCUACGAUACCUAUACAGGGAAACUUUACGAUACCGUCGAAAAUAUAUAUUCAGGAAUAAUAAACUACAUGAAAUUCGACGCAAGCGGAAAAUACUUGUUUGUUUGCGGUGAUCGAGCUGUCCGAGUCCUGCAUAAUGUGUGCGGUUACUACACCACUAUAGCCAGCUGCACCAGACUGCUGGGCUCCAAGCAAACCUCGGCGACAGUCGAGCGGCAAAAGAAAACUAUCGAAGAGUGCAAAGAGGCACUCGCAAAGUUCGGCAAAUAGCGCCAUCUAUGUUUCUCGUACGUUACUAUAUUUUCUCAGAACUGCAUUUAAACGAUCGUAUAUUUUUAUAAUAAACACAUUUACGUAAUUGUCAGUGUUGCCAGAUUAUACAACAAUGGAGGUUAGUUGCUCAAUAUAUUAUGUUUCUAAGAUUACAAAAUGUACAAAUGAAAAGAACCAAUUUCAAGUUUUACUAAAUUGUAGUUUUAGCUGCACUUUUGAUGCAGCAAAUAAUAAUAUGAUAAGAAUUUAGAUCAUAUAAGUUUGGCAACUUUGACGAUAUUAUUUUUAUGAAUAUUUGUUAGUAUCUUGUAUUUAUUUGGUCACAAAUGAAGUUAAUUAAUAUUAUGUUAAAAGUACCAAAAGUAUUUUAAUUCCUAAAGACGUACGCAUUGUUAAAAAACUGAAAACCUUCUCGCAUUUAGUGAUGGAACUAAUGACAGGCGACUGCGUGACAUUUGCUCUCUCUAGCGCUCUGCUGUCGCAUAAUGCUGUCUCAUUCUUACUAACAAUUGUAUUGCAUGACUGAAGAAGUAAUGUCUGUUGCAUGAAACUUGAAUUACAGCAGUCGUAAUUUGCAUGUCAAUUAUAUUACUGCCAUUGUAAGACUACAUAAUAUGAUAAAUAUUACAUCAUGUGAACAUAAUAUUCGCCAUAACUCUGAUAAAAUAUACUAAUGUUUCUCCCUACAAGAUAUGGUUCCUAACCUUGUGCUAUUUAAAUCCAGACUUCGUCCUUGCACUAUUCCUCAACAUGAGUUGGUUUAUAAAAUUUGUGUUUUUAAUAUUCUGAUAAAGUUUCGUUGUGUGUCGAUGCUUCAGGAAUUAUCAACAAAUAAUUGUUUUAGAAAUUUAAAAUUGUUUGCAACGUUUCUAGCUUAUAGGUCAAAUCUUGACACCAAAUAAAUUGUAAGUUUUAUGUCUCAAAUCUAUGUUCACAAUUAAGUUACUUAAUUCCUGUUAAUACCGUCAAAAUUUUAUUACAGCUAAUUGGUUAAUAAAGCAAUAUUAUUAUAAGAUAUAUGUCCUUAGUUUUGGCAUUCUAGCAUUAUUUAACAUUAAAAUAUCGCGUUAAGGGUCAUGUGUAAAGUGCGACAUGUGGUAACUCCUGAAGUGUUAAUAAUUCAAAGUAGACCCAGGGUCGGUCUUCACAAUCGCCACGUCAUAGUUCAGUGUCUUUACGUAAAUAGCGUUGGAAAUAUAUAUUGUUAUUGAUCGCGGCCAAUGUGUGACGUGGCCCAUGCAUGCGAGUCGAUAUUACAAUUAAGUCAAGGAACUGAGUAAGGUUAUUUUGUAUAAAUAUAUGUUGCACACAUUUUUCGUGCAAUUCUUUAAUAUUUUCUCUCAGUAAUCUCUGAUACUGUAUGUAGUUACGUACUGAUUUGUCAAUAAAAUUAUAUGUUUUUAACUUA